CUGAGGCGCCAAGGGAUGAACACCAGCGAUGACGUUCCACCCGAGCUGAAGUUUCCCGACCCUCCCAGCAGCCGCUCUGCCCCGUCACACGCAGGCUUCCAAGCAGAAAGUUUCCUCCCAAACUCCCAGGACACGAAGACCACAAGGCGGACAGUGCCCAAACGCCCCUUGUCCCGUUCCCCAGAGCCAAGCGCGUGUGCCCAGUCCCGGCGGCUGAGGGUGCAAAGGGAUCCGAAGGAAGCGCGGACAGCCGCUGUGGGCUGGCAGGGAGCGAUCCCGAGCGGAAGAGAGCGCGGUGCCACGGGACACCCGCGCCACAAGGCGGGAAGGGUUAACCCUGCCUCGCCCAGGCCGCGGGAGCGCCUCCCUCUCCCCAGCCUUCCCUCCCUUCUCCCCUGCCCGACACAGCAGCUGCGCCCCGUAACUCACCUCCACCCCGCCCUUCCCCUCAUCGCGCCGCCGCCGCCUCCAGGCGCCGCCCCGCAGACAGCCCCGGUGCGCUCUGGGAUCCACGCCUCCUCCCUCUUUCUCUCCCUCUCUCCUUUCCUUUUCUCUCCUCCCUGCCCUCCCCUUCCCGGAACUACGGUUCCCGGCGUGCCCCGGGAGCGCGCGGCGGAGCGCGGGGCCCCGCGGUGGAACUUGCCCGGGUGUUUCCUGGCGACGGGGGAAGUGGAGGAGCCGCCGCCGCGGAGAGUGGGAGCCGCGCUUCUCCCCUCCCCGCUCCCGGCCGCCCGAUCUACCAUGAGACCCGCCAUCUUCCCGCUCCUGCCUGACCCUGGCUGCCUCCUGCUCCUCCUGGUUUCUUGGCUUUUUAAUCCAGCAAGAAGUGAAAUAACAAGUCUAGAUAGUGGAAAUAUAGAUGACAUUUUAAACAAUGCAGAUGUUGCUUUAGUUAAUUUUUAUGCUGAUUGGUGCCGCUUCAGCCAAAUGCUACAUCCUAUUUUUGAGGAAGCUUCUAAUGUAAUCAAAGAAGAAUAUCCAGAUAAGAAUCAAGUGGUGUUUGCUAGAGUAGACUGUGAUCAGCAUUCUGACAUAGCUCAGAGGUACAGGAUAAGCAAAUACCCAACUCUGAAACUCUUUCGGAAUGGCAUGAUGAUGAAGAGGGAAUACAGGGGCCAGAGAUCUGUGACAGCAAUAGCAGAUUACAUCAGGCAGCAGAAAAGUAACCCUAUUCGGGAGGUCCAGGAUUUGGAAGAAAUUAGUUCUCUUGAUCGCAGCAGAAGAAAUAUUAUUGGGUAUUUUGAGCAAAAGGACUCUGAUAAUUACAGAACCUUUGAAAGAGUAGCGAAUAUUUUGCAUGAUGAUUGUGUGUUCCUUUCUGCUUUUGGGGCUAUUUCAAAAGCAGAGAGAUUUAGUGGAGACAAUGUAAUCUACAAGCCACCAGGGGAAAAUGCUCCAGAUAUGGUGUAUUUGGGCUCACUAACAAAUUUUGAUUUGAUUUAUGCAUGGACACAAGAUAAAUGUGUACCACUAGUUCGAGAAAUCACAUUUGAGAAUGGGGAGGAACUGACAGAAGAAGGCCUUCCUUUUCUCAUACUUUUCCACAUGAAGGAUGACUUGGAGAGUUUAGAGAAAUUCCAACAGGAGGUUGCACGGCAGUUAAUAGGUGAAAAAGGUACAAUAAACUUCCUCCAUGCUGACUGUGACAAGUUCAGGCAUCCACUCCUCCACAUUCAGAAGACUCCAGCAGACUGCCCUGUCAUUGCCAUUGAUAGCUUCAGGCACAUGUAUGUCUUUCCAGACUUCAGUGACUUGUCAGUUCCAGGUAAACUGAAGCAAUUUGUACUAGACUUGCAUUCUGGAAAAUUGCAUAGAGAGUUUCAUCAUGGCCCUGAUCCAACUGAUGUAGCACCUGGUCAGCCAAUUCAGGAUUUAGCAAGCAGCCCACCAGAGAGCUCAUUCCAGAAACUGGCACCCAGUGAACAUAGGUACACCUUAUUGAGGGAAAAAGAUGAACUUUAAAAAACUUGAAAUAAUCUUGCAAGCCUUUCAGACAGCAGCAUUGACUUCUGUGUGGUGGAAAUAGUAAACCUAUAUUUUCAUAAUUCUAUGUGUAUUUUUAUUUUGAAUAAACUGAAAAAUAAUUUUUUUUCUCCCCAGGCUUGUAAAUACAUUUGUUUGGUGGGUCAUUCUGUACAGCAUCUUUCAAACAGUACAUUCUUAAUGCUAUAGUAAAAUAUCAGAGACCCAUCCAGACUCUUGAUCUAACUCUGUAAAACUUUUAUAAUCCAAAUGAAGGUAUCCUUGCCAGAGACAUGCUGUUAACUUGCACUAUCCCAUUAAAUAGGACUUUUGGGUUGUUUUCUGUGUAACCUUGGUAGUAUGUGCUUUUUCUUCUUCUGUGAACAGCUAUCCUGGUAAUCAAUCUAUUUCUUUGUCACAUUUUUCUCCAACUUAAAAGGGUCUUCUAUUCUGGAUACUUGGGAGGGGAAUAAAUUAAAGUUUUACAGAAUCUUG
Molecule: messenger RNA, 2457 nt
Organism: Oenanthe melanoleuca
Lineage: Eukaryota; Metazoa; Chordata; Aves; Passeriformes; Muscicapidae
Gene: ERP44
Product: endoplasmic reticulum protein 44
Exons: 12
Coding region: 16-1962 (648 amino acids)
Source: RefSeq, a predicted model, not a curated record